Labrus mixtus (cuckoo wrasse) is the source of this 1185-nucleotide messenger RNA. RefSeq names its product SPT3 homolog, SAGA and STAGA complex component (gene supt3h). The coding region runs from base 64 to 1125 and encodes 353 amino acids. The record is from RefSeq and is a predicted model, not a curated record. NCBI's taxonomy places the organism in Eukaryota, Metazoa, Chordata, Actinopteri, Labriformes, Labridae. Gene Ontology annotation, molecular function: protein heterodimerization activity; transcription coactivator activity. The transcript has 11 exons. Gene Ontology annotation, biological process: transcription by RNA polymerase II.
UAAUUGUUAUUUACUAGUUUAACGCUGCAUUGCUUCUUUGUUUGCUCAGGUGUGUGUUGUUAUAUGAGCAGUCUCAUGGCUGGCUGCGCCGCCUCCAGUUCUAAAGACCGUCCAGUUUCCAGGACCAGUUUCAUUCCAGAGCUACAGAGCAUGAUGUUUGCUCUGGGAGACGCUCGCAGGCCUCUGCAUGAGACAGCAGCUCUGGUGGAGGACAUUGUGCACACACAGCUCAUUACUAUGCUUCAUCAGGCCUGUGAGGGUGCAGCUCUUCGUGGCUCAAGAGUCAUCUCAGCUGAGGACAUCCUGUUUGUGAUGAGGAGGGAUAAGAGAAAGGUUGGGAGGAUAUUAAAAUAUCUCCAGUUCAGAGAUUAUAAAUCUAAACUACUAAAAGGCCUGGAGGAUGAAGAUCCAUUGCAAGAAACAAGUAUAUGUGCUGGUGGUGUUGCCGGUGGUAACCAGCGGAGGCAGCGAUUGGCCCAGGAUUUCUUGGUGUGGAUGGAUCAAACCGGUGACCUCCUGUCAUUGGCAGAGCGACAGGAAGUAGACCCCGUCAAACAGGAGCGGAUGGAGCGAUUAGAGCGUCAGACUCGAAUGAUGGACCAGGCUCAAUACUCUGAGUUCUGCGAGAGUCGACAGCUCAGCUUUGCUAAAAAAGCGUCUAAGUUUCGGGACUGGCUGGACUGUAGCACUUUAGAGCUUAAACCAAACAGCAUCGCCAUGGAGAUCCUGUCUUACCUGGCAUAUGAGACUGUUGCCCAGAUUGUGGAUUUGUCUCUGUUGGUAAAGCAGGAAAUGACUGCAAAGACAAAUCCAAUCAGUCAUGUGAUCUCCGCCAGCUACAUCCACUACAACACUCACACUGAGGUCAAAAAGGAUCCAGACUCACCUGAAGCCACUCCCCCUUCCACACCAGGCUCCUCCCACUCAACAAAGCCCCUCCUACAGGGUAACGGUAGUCUAGAUAACCGGGCGAGACAGAGGAAACGCAAAAAGAGCUGUCCGGCUACAGUGGAGCCUCCAAGUGGAGCCAUCCAGCCCUGUCACAUAAGAGAAGCUAUCAGGAGAUACAGCUACAGACACACAAGUGCCUAUAGGAAAGGUGGGAUGACUUUCCUUGCCUGCUGAAGAAUCUGUCAUGUUUAUUGUCUUUUUUUGUUCCCUUUUCUAAUAAAGAUCUUUUGCUUA